This is a messenger RNA of Diutina rugosa, 1143 nucleotides long. RefSeq lists its product as uncharacterized. The record is from RefSeq and is a predicted model, not a curated record. Bases 1 to 1143 code for a protein of 380 amino acids. The transcript has a single exon. Lineage: Eukaryota; Fungi; Ascomycota; Pichiomycetes; Serinales; Debaryomycetaceae.
AUGAGCAGACCGCCAAACACCCAGCUGAGCCUGCAAGCUAGAAGACGCAAGCCUCGGGGAGUGACACUGAGCUUACGGUUUAAGCAGAUCGCCCAAGUGGUGAAAAAGUUCCGUCCCGUUACCAUAAAUGGCACCACUACUCGCGCCAUCAUCGAUGAAGUGAAGGCUAACCAAACCGAAGACGCGCAAUACUACGCUCUGAGGUUCUCUGAUAAUGCCAGACUACUGUUACCGUUGAGAUACGUGGCGGAUUUCAUGGAGAAGCUGCCAGAAUCAGCAAUCUAUCUUCUGCUAAUGAUCAAACCUCUGGAUCCAGAGUUUCCCUUCGACAUGGACCUGCUCAACGUGAAUCUCACCAUACCCUCGCUGUAUCCUCAAACCAAAGCCCGGAUCGUGGUUCUCAACGAAGAUGUUCCCCGUGGGGUGGCGGUGAAUGUGGAGAUGGGUUUCCAGAAGAUUGCUCGUCAAUCGAUUCCACUUGUGGCUCAAUUGGAAGAGCUUGAUGCUAACUUAGAACUGCUAUUGGCCCAGGAAGAGCGCACCACCAUCCAAUUUGUCAAGCCGCUGAAACUGGCGGCGCCUACCCCAAUAUUCACCCCCACGCCGACCCCCACUCCUAAAGCAUCACCCCUGCCAAGUGUCAAAGCUACGCCAUCCCCUGAACCUGAGGAGGAACAACCGGUUUCUCGUGAAUGUCUCGCUCGUCGUCAACAGUUAUUGGACCAGUUUGAGGCUAAAUUGAGCCCCACGUUAUUCAAAAAGGCCCCCAAAGAGACGAAGUACCGUAUCAAACUUCCCGUUCCUCCGAAUAGAGUUCCUGAUCUUUGGAAACGAGGGGUAGAGAUCAUUGUCACCAUCCCACGCGCCUACCCUGAUCACGACUCGAUCUCUAUCCAGUUUGCCAACAAUUUCACUACCAAUCUCAUUGUCAAGAAUCAUAAGGAGACGCUGACGCCAGCAGAGCUUGCGAAAAUGACCCAACACUACAAGAGCAUUGAGCGCAACGUGUGUCAAAACGCCACCCAAUUGCUGGGACUGGUGGUUGAUACUCUCAAUCAAUUGAGCAAUAAUUUUGACAAGUAUACGUUGUCGGCCACUGAAUUUGAUGACUGGAAACAGCUAAGCCAGGCGCUCUCAACUUAA